CUGACAUAAUACUUAAACACACCCAGUGUAUUUUUAUUUUGUUAAGGCCCUGUGCAUUUAUAAUACCCAAUUUUGGGCAAGAACUUCUUCCCACCUCAACCUGUUUGACUUUCUAUAUAUAAAUUCUAGUGCUGGUUUAAAAAUUAUUCACAACAUUAGUAAACAAUGUGGCGAAUCGUCGUAAUUACUAUAACAGCGGCUGGUGUAUUUUUCAGUGCAAACGGUUCAAAGAGGUGCAUCAAUCAACAUCUUUACGAAGAUUUAGGUUGCAAGCCCAGCGAAAAGACCAAAGAUGACUGUCCGGAGGAGUACAAGUGUUUGGAUUUUUCGCCUCGUCCUGAAGGUUGUAAUUUCAAAUCCAGGAUGUAUCCAGUAGGAGAAAGAAUUGACGACGAUUUAAUCUACCCUGCCUGCAACGUUGGUUGUUUCUGUUCUAAUCGUACGGCCGUAAAUCCAAAAUUUACCUGCGCGAUUUUGGAUUGUCCCGAAUGGUUGGGAUCUCCUGUAAGUCCUGGUUGUUACAGGAGAUACAAAAAGGGUCACUGUUGUUCUUCAGGUCAAAUAUGCGAGUCGAAGAAAAGCGUGAAAUGCGAAGUUGAUGGAACAACAUAUAAAGAGGGCGAAAGGUUCUCACCGAAGAAUACCUGUUUAGACUGCGUUUGUGAUGAGGGCUUCAACGGAAAGUACGAGGAGAAGUUUUGUGUGAAGAAGAUAUGCGCCGUUGAAAUCCACGAUUCGGACAAACUUGACGGGAACUGCGCUCCCAUUUAUUAUGAAGAAAACAAAUGUUGUCCCGAUGGAUGGGUUUGUCCGAAUGGUAAGGAGAUGAUUGAAAACGGGGAAGGCAAGACUGAGGUGGGCUGCAAGUUUGGUGAUAAAAUUUUGAAGAUUGGCGACAAAUUCAAGACCAAAUAUCAACGAUGGAGUGGCAACGAGGGGGAUGUUGACUGUCAGUGCGAAGUUCCACCGUUUGUAACUUGCUUAGGGAAGAACUAAAUUUGUCUUUUUAUUGUUAAAAUGUACAAAAUUAUUUAAUAAGCCAAUGAUUGAUUGUA
Molecule: messenger RNA, 1055 nt
Organism: Aethina tumida (small hive beetle)
Lineage: Eukaryota; Metazoa; Arthropoda; Insecta; Coleoptera; Nitidulidae
Exons: 4
Coding region: 166-996 (276 amino acids)
Molecular function (GO): protein binding
Source: RefSeq, a predicted model, not a curated record